AUGGCGGAUACAGCGAUCGCGCUGCCGUACUUGUCGACUCAGUAUGCGAUCCCGGAAGCAACACUGUCUGCGUUGACUCAAGCUCCAACUACGGAUUUGGUCAAUGAGCUCCUACAAUCUAUUACCAGGAAAGCACACGACUUCGACGAACUGAAGUCGGAAAAACUUCGGCUGGAGGUUGAGCUUGAAAAUGCUGUACGCAGUAAUGAGUCGAAAGUGAAGGUGCUGAAGUCAACGGUCGAAAAGGGUCACGCAGAGGUGGAAGAGUUGAGAAAGAAAUUACACGUGUCUGAAACACAAUGCUCGGCGCUGGAGUCCGAGAUCUCCUCCCUGAAAUCCUCGAGCACGUCGAACGCAAGCGAAUUUACAUCUCUCAAAACACGCAUCUCGACACUUGAGUCUGAGAAGCGGGAAAGCCUGGCAUUGCUUGAGUCGAAAUCAACCGCUCACGACAAGCUGGCCGAAGAGCUUUCGAGCCAACACAAGAAAAUCAUCGAACUUCGCCGGGAACUCUCUACAAGCGAGCAGAACCUACAAAAUGCCAAUUCGGCUGCCGCCAGCUCACGCUUCCGCGAACAAAGCCUCCAGCAAGAACUUGAACUCGUCAAGAAGAACAGCGAAUGGUUCGAGACGGAGCUGAAAACGAAGGCAGCCGAGCAUACUAAGUUCCGGAAAGAAAAAAGUGCCCGUAUCGCCGAACUUCAGCGUGCAAAUGAGGAUGCAGCCACCACGAUCGAUGCCCUGCGACGCAGUGAAAACUCUCUUAAAGCUCGAUUCGAUGAGACCGAGCAGCGCUAUGAAGAAAGCCUCGUAACUAUUGGCCAGCUGAAGGAAGCAGCUAUCCAGGCUGAGGAAACCUUCCGCAUUGAGCUUGAAACUGCGACUCGUCUCGCAAAGCUUCAAGAAUCCUCAGCCACAUCUGCGAAACAACGCGCCCAGGAAUGCCAAGUCGCCCUGGAAAAUGCCAAAAAUGAAGCCGCCGAAGAGAUCGCACGUCUGCGAGUCGAAAUGGAAACGGAACACGCCGACAAGGAAGCUGCUGAAAGAAGAGUCUCAGAACUCGAGGCAACAGUUGCCCAGCUUGAGGUACAAGGAUCAGUCAACCGAUCGACAAGUCCUGCCCGAUCUUUCAAUGGAGCACUACCCUCGACUCCUGGUCGACCAGGAACGCCUGGUAGCACUUUCUCGCCCAGAAUGUCUCGUACUAAGGGUACUUUGACCUUUACUCAAAUGUACACGGAGUACGACAAGAUGCGCACGCAACUUUCCGCAGAGCAGAGGACAAACAAUGAGCUCAGAUCUACGCUCGACGAAAUGGUGCAGGAGCUCGAAUCGACCAAGCCCGAGAUCGACGACCUUCGAAGUGACCACAAGCGCCUCGAGGAUGCCGUAAUGGAUCUUUCAGGUCUACUGGAGACCUCGGCAAAGGAACGUGAUGACGCAAUCAAGGAGGCUAGAAAAUGGCAGGGUAAGGUUGAGGGCCUCACGCGCGAAGGUGACAUUCUUCGUCAACAACUUCGUGAUCUCAGCGCCGAAGUCAAGGUCCUCGUGAUGGAAGUGGCUAUUGUGAAGCAUGGUGAAGAUUACGACCGGGAGGAGCUCGAGAAGAUUGCUCGAAAGGAGAUCGAAGAAUCUGCGGCUGAGCUCAAUCCCACUGGAUUAUUCAUCAGUCGGAAUCUUGUUACGUUCAAAGACUUGCAUGAACUACAGGAACAAAAUUUGACUUUGCGACGAAUGCUACGUGAACUCGGUGACAAAAUGGAAGGUGAAGAAGCUCGUGCUCGCGAUGCUGUCCAUCAGCAAGAGGUCGAGGAAUUGAAGGAACUGCGCAUUCGUGUGCAAACAUAUCGUGAUGAGAUUGCCAACUUGGUCGCACAAUCGAAAACCUACGUGAAGGAGCGAGAUACUUUCCGAAGCCUACUGACUCAUCGUCGGCAGACGGUGGGAGGCGACGGAGUUUUCUCUCAGUCGGUCCCCCCUGGUGCAGUGCCUGCGGGUGCCCUAAGCAGCCAGAUGCAAGACGGCACCGAUUAUGGCGAUCUUCUGCGUAAAUUGCAAGCCCACUACGACACAUUCCGCGAGGAGACGCUUGCGGACCAUUCUUCUCUCCGACAACAGGUCAAUGAGCUUUCACGCAAGAAUAGCGAGUUGAUGAGCGAGAUCAGUCGGUCCAACAGCCAGCUUGCCGCUGCCUCACAGCGUGCUGAGCUUCUCCAGAAUAACUUCGACAUGCUCAAGAACGAGAAUAGCGGGUUGCAAGGUCGCUAUUCGACGCUUCUCGAGAAUUCAAGCAAGCACGAACUCAAAGUACAACAAGCUGCUGAAGAUCUCGUUGAGGCGAAGGGUUUGGUCGAAAGUCUUCAGCGCGAAAAUUCCAACCUGAAAGCUGAAAAAGAUCUUUGGAAGAAUAUCGAGAAGCGGCUGAUUGAUGACAUUGAAAGCCUUCGCAACGAGCGUGCCCGUCUCGAUUCCUUAAACGCCAAUCUUCAAACAUUACUCAACGAACGGGAACACACUGAGUCCGAAACCCGCCGUCGUCUGCAAAAUAGCGUGGAGUCUCUCGAAUCUGAGCUACAGUCCGCAAAACGAAAGCUCAAUGACGAGACCGAGAACGCCAAACAAGCAGCCCUCCGCCGAGAUUACGAACAGGAGCAAAGCCAGAAAAGGAUCAACGACCUGGUCAGCAGUCUCGGAAGCGUUCGUGAAGAACUGGUUGCAACAAAGACCACCAGAGACCACCUGCAAGCUCGAGUCGAUGAGCUUUCUGUUGAGCUCAAGAGCGCGGAAGAAAAACUUCAAGUCAUCCAGGCGCGCCCUGCUGUCUCAGCCGCUCAAACCGAGCGUGAGGUAAACGCGGACGACGCUGAGAUUGGUACUGGUCUCACUCGUGAACAGGAAUUGCUUGUAGAGAUUUCUGAGCUAAAGCGAGAUCUUGAUCUGGCCAAGGGCGAGUUGACGCAUGCAAAGGAGCAAGCUGAAGAAUACCGUGCCAUUAGCCAAUCAACCGAGGAGCGAAUGGAAGCUGAGGCAGAUACGCAUGCCCAGUAUCGCGAGGAGACUGAUGCCUUAAUCCAGGAGAAAGACAAGAAGAUUCAAGAUUUGGAGACGAGAAUCGAAGAGAUAUCUGCUGAGCUUUCAGCCACGAGUACAGAACUCUCUAAACUGCGAGACGAACAAGGCGACAUCACACGUCAUAUGGAGGAACAGAAGUCUCGAUUGGAAUCUGAGAUCACUCGACUCAAGGAUGACAACGAUAGGCACAUUGCUGCCGCUCAGUGUCACCAGGAUGAUCUGAGAGCCCAGGCUGAGAUUUCUCAAAAUAUGCAGAAGAGCUACGAGACUGAGCUCAUCAAGCAUGCUGAGGCCGCCAAAACUGUCCAGGCUGUGCGGGCGGAAGCUAAUCAAUUGAAGCUUGAUAUGGCCGAAUUGCGAAUCCAGGCUGAGACUCACAAGAGAGACCUCGUCCAGAAAGAAGAGAGCUGGGCAGAGCAAAAGGCUCGAUAUGAAGGAGAGCUUGCUGAGCUGCAGAGGCGUCGGGAAGAAGUCAGUCAUCAAAAUUCCGUCCUCCACGGCCAGCUUGAGAGCAUCACCGGGCAGAUCGCCACUCUUCAGCGCGAGCGUGCCGGCGCCUCUGAGAUGACAGAGCAGGAAGGUGAGCAGGCGGCUCCCGACUUGGAAGGUCUUCAAGAAGUUAUCAAAUAUCUUCGACGUGAGAAAGAGAUUGUUGAAGUGCAGUACCACCUGUCGACUCAAGAAGGCAAACGCCUUCGUCAACAACUUGAUUACACUCAAUCUCAGCUUGACGAGACCCGCCUCAAACUCGAGCAACAACGUCGUGCUGCCGCUGACAGCGACCAUAAUGCGCUGAAUCACAACAAGCUCAUGGAAACUUUGAAUGAAUUGAACCUGUUCCGCGAAAGCAGUGUCACCUUGCGCAAUCAGGUCAAGGAAACCGAAGCUGCUCUGGCCGAGAAGAGCGCCCGUGUUGAUGAGCUCACACAGGAAAUUCAGCCCCUGGAGACCAGGAUCCGUGAACUCGAGGGGACCAUCGAAGCAAAGGACGGGGAACUCCAGCUGCUGCAGGCUGAUCGCGACCAUUACCAGAAGCGAGUACAAAAUAUCCUGCAAAAGUACGAUCGUGUCGACCCUCAGGAAAUGGAAGCGCUCAAUGAGAAGUUGUCAACCUUGGAGAAAGAGCGCGACGAGGCUAUUGCUGCCCGGAAUGCACUUCAAACCGAAGUCGAAGAGAAGCUGCAGGCCGCGGCGCAAGCCGCGGAAACCCGCACAACCGAGCUUCGCACGAAACUCACCGAUCAAUUUAAAGCCCGUUCUCGAGAUCUCUCUCAUAAGAUCUUGGCUCACAAGCAAGAAAAGGAAACAUUGCAAGCCGAGCUCGAUGCUACCAAAGCUGAGUUAGAGACCACCAAGUCCAAGGUCUCCGCGGCUGAAGCAAUGGCGGCAUCAGCGGCAACCGCUAGUUCCGCAGUCCAGUCAGCGCCAGAGGAAGGAGUUCCUGUCAAUUCUACCCCAGCCUCACAAUUCCCUACCGCGACUAACACUGUCGUUUCUACGGAAGACGGGCAGAAGAUCAAGGAGCUGGAGACCAAGAUCCAGAACUUGGAAGCUGCUCUUGCCGAGAAGGACUCACUCAUUGCCGCCAAGGAUGCUGAGCUCGAGUCACGACUCAAGGAACGUGCCGACAAGCUCAAAGACAUCUUUAACACCAAGCUUGCUGAAAUCAAGGCUAGCCAUCGCCAAGAAAUUGAGAAGCUCUCAUCGGGCGAACGUGCUAAUCCGGCGACCCCUGCUGUGGACACGGCGCAACCGGCGGCGACAACUCAAUCAACAGCUCUUCCUGGCCAAGUUGGACUUAACGACGAGCAAGCUCGUGAGCUCCUGGAGAAGAACGAAACGCUUCGCAAUAUCUUCAGGAAUAACCUACGUACGAAGAUCGCACAGGCAGAGGAAAGACUCAAAGGAGAAGCCCAAAAAGCUUCCCAGAUGCACGAAGAGGCAAUUGCAGCCCUAAAAAGGGCACAAGAUGAAGAGACUGCCGAAAAAGUCAAGGCUGCUGUGCAGCUCUCUGACAAGAAGACGGCCGCCCGGAUCAGCAUGCUGGAGACUCGCAUGAAGACAUCUCUUGCCAAAGUCGAAGUGGUGUCCAAAGCCGCCGAACAAACCCCCCAGAAGCCUGUCAUUGAAGUCUGGGAGGUGGCCAAGACAGCGCGGCCGCCAGCGCCUGCCCCGAAGCCUCAACCUGCAGUGCCUGCGGUGUCUGCAGUACCUGCUGCCGCUGGUUCCCAGGUCAGCCCUGCAGUACCGACACAGGUCACCACUGGGCCUAGUCCAACUCCCGUUCUCCAGCAACAGCCUGCUCUCCAGCAACAGCCUGCUCCACAACAACAGCCUGCUCCACAACAACAGCCUGCUCCACAACAACAGCCUGCUCCACAACAACAGCCUGCUGUCCCGCCUGUCGUUCCUACGGCGGUGAACACCACGAAUCAAGCGGCGCCGUCGCAGCAGGCUCCUCCGACACUUAAUCCCUUCGGACAGGCGCAGCCUGGUACACCACAAGCUCAGCAGUCGCAACCAUCAUCAUUGCCAUCUAAGCCUCCGGGGACGGCGCCGGGCAUGCUCCGGGCCUUGCAGUCCGGCCUCCCUGUUGCACGCGGCGGCCGAGGCGGCGGCCGUGGUGGUGGCCAGCAGAAUCCACUCGGUCAUGCACAAUCGCAACAGGGCGAGCAGCAACAAGCUCAAGCUCAAGCGCAGACUCAGAGCCAACGAGGUUCAGGUGUCGUCCGUGGGCGAGGUGGAAGAGGUGGUCAAGGUCGCGGAGGCGCGCAGAACGGCCAGGCCGCCACCCAGGGACAAUCUAGCCCUGCUGGCAAUCGAGGUAGUCUGAAUGUGCAGGCCCGGCAGUUCAUUCCUCAAGGAAACAAGCGGACACGUGAGGACGGAGUAGAUGUUCCUGCCGAAGGUGCUAAUGCCGGCAAACGCAUGAGAGGCGGUGGUGGCGGCCAAGGUCGUGGCGGUGGAUCAUCUUGA
Penicillium diatomitis is the source of this 6048-nucleotide messenger RNA. Its product is annotated as putative filament-forming protein (Tpr/p270). Gene Ontology annotation, biological process: mRNA export from nucleus; protein import into nucleus. Gene Ontology annotation, cellular component: nuclear pore. The record is from RefSeq and is a predicted model, not a curated record. Gene Ontology annotation, molecular function: structural constituent of nuclear pore. Lineage: Eukaryota; Fungi; Ascomycota; Eurotiomycetes; Eurotiales; Aspergillaceae. Bases 1 to 6048 code for a protein of 2015 amino acids. The transcript is spliced from 2 exons.